This is a messenger RNA of Notolabrus celidotus (New Zealand spotty), 640 nucleotides long. RefSeq names its product dual specificity protein phosphatase 13-like. Gene Ontology annotation, biological process: protein dephosphorylation; negative regulation of MAPK cascade. The record is from RefSeq and is a predicted model, not a curated record. NCBI's taxonomy places the organism in Eukaryota, Metazoa, Chordata, Actinopteri, Labriformes, Labridae. Bases 57 to 638 code for a protein of 193 amino acids. Gene Ontology annotation, molecular function: MAP kinase phosphatase activity; protein tyrosine/serine/threonine phosphatase activity. The transcript is spliced from 4 exons. Gene Ontology annotation, cellular component: cytoplasm.
UAGGGAAAUAAGAGCGAGCAUGGUGGAAGAAGAGUCUGCUCUACCUUGAAGUGAGUAUGUCUCUCAGGGAUCCACCAUAUGAGCCUCCAUCUGUGUCCCAGCUGCUGGAGUUUCUGCUUGCAGAUAGACAACCGACUGGACACGCCAAUCAAGUGUGGCCAAACGUUUACAUCGGCAAUGAGGUGGCUGCUCGGGACAAGGGCAUGCUCCACAGCCUGGGCAUAACUCACAUUGUCAAUGCUGCUCAUGGACCCUCUAAUCCCGUCCCUGGCCCCUGUUUCCACGUCAAGACUGGCCCACGUUUCUACAGAGACAUGAAAGUGGAUUAUUAUGGAGUGGAGGCUGAUGAUGCAAUAGGGUUCAUACUUAGCCCUUUCUUCUACCCAACAGCACGAUACAUCAGAGCUGCACUGGCCAUGGGAGGACGGGUGUUUGUCCACUGUCUGAUGGGUGUUAGCCGUUCUGCCACAUUGGUGCUGGCUUUCCUGAUGAUUGUUGAGGGCCUGAGGCUGCAGGAGGCAGUGGCUGCUGUCAGACCACACAGAGACAUCUGUCCUAACCCUGGCUUCUUGCAACAGCUCCGCAGCCUGGACAUGGGCCUGGAGAGGAGGAGACGAAGGCAGGCCCCAACACUGUAACA